Oxyura jamaicensis (ruddy duck) is the source of this 25989-nucleotide messenger RNA. It is a transcript of the gene DST, whose product is annotated as dystonin. The coding region runs from base 106 to 25002 and encodes 8298 amino acids. Gene Ontology annotation, molecular function: calcium ion binding; microtubule binding; structural molecule activity. The transcript has 106 exons. NCBI's taxonomy places the organism in Eukaryota, Metazoa, Chordata, Aves, Anseriformes, Anatidae. Gene Ontology annotation, biological process: cytoplasmic microtubule organization; wound healing; hemidesmosome assembly. The record is from RefSeq and is a predicted model, not a curated record. Gene Ontology annotation, cellular component: cytoplasm; membrane; intermediate filament.
CUGCCGGCGGCGAUGCCCGCUCCGCUGCCGGGGGGAGACGCUGCCCGGCCCCCCGCGGCUCGCCGCAGCGCCUCUCUCGCACAGGGGCAGCCGCACGCCUGAGCCAUGAUCGCCGCCGCUUUCCUGGUGCUGCUGAGACCCUACAGCAUCCAGUGCGCCCUCUUCUUGCUCCUGCUCCUGCUGGGGACCAUCGCUACCAUUGUGUUCUUCUGCUGCUGGCACCGCCGGCUGCACAAGGGGAGGCACCCCAUCAAAUCCGUCUUCUCGGGGCGCUCCAGGAGCCGAGAUGCUGUCAUGAGAACCCAUCACUUUCGCUCUGAGGGCUUUAGAUCAAGUCCUCGUCAUGCCAGAAGACGUGUAGCACCUCGCCUUGAGGAAACACAGCCUCUAGUGGAAGCUCACCACCUAAGCGAGCAGGAAACCUCUGUAAGAAAAAGGAAAAUCAAGAAAAGCAGCCGAGUACAACCCGAAUUCUAUCAUUCUGUUCAAGUUACCCCAACUCGAAAACCUAGCUCCGGCCACGCGUCCCACCGCUGCUCCAUGUCGUCGUCCGCCGAUUUCUCCGACGAGGAGGACUCGAGCCAUAAGUCCGGCACGGUGUCGCCGGCUCCGGGGGACACCCUGCCCUGGAACCUGCCCAAACACGAGCGGUCCAAGCGCAAGAUCCAGGGCGGCUCCGUGCUGGACCCCGCCGAGAGAGCCGUGCUGCGCAUCGCCGAUGAGCGGGACAAAGUACAAAAGAAGACCUUCACAAAAUGGAUAAAUCAACAUCUCAUGAAGGUUCGAAAACAUGUGAAUGACCUAUAUGAAGACCUAAGAGAUGGACAUAACUUAAUCUCGCUUCUAGAAGUCCUUUCUGGAGACACCUUGCCAAGAGAGCGAGAUUUUUUGAAGACCUUACGGUUGGUGAGUUCAACAGAAGCAUGCGCAUAUGAACAGCAUGAGGAUGUGGAGGAUGAGGAUAAGGGGCCCCGAGAAAAAGGUCGGAUGCGUUUUCACAGACUCCAGAACGUCCAAAUUGCACUUGACUAUUUGAAAAAACGCCAGGUGAAACUGGUUAACAUUAGAAAUGAUGACAUAACAGAUGGGAAUCCCAAGUUGACUUUGGGGUUGAUAUGGACCAUAAUUUUGCACUUUCAGAUAUCUGAUAUCCAUGUUACUGGAGAGUCAGAGGACAUGUCUGCAAAAGAGAGAUUGCUCCUGUGGUCGCAGCAGACAACUGAGGGUUAUGCUGGAAUCCGUUGUGAAAAUUUCACUACCUGCUGGCGUGAUGGAAGAUUAUUUAAUGCCAUCAUUCAUAAAUACAGGCCGGACCUGAUAGACAUGAAUACCGUUGCUGUUCAAAGCAACCUUGCAAAUUUAGAACAUGCUUUUUUUGUAGCAGAAAAACUCGGUGUUGCCAGACUUCUGGAUCCUGAAGAUGUUGAUGUUUCCUCACCUGAUGAGAAAUCAGUAAUAACCUAUGUGUCAUCACUUUAUGAUGCAUUUCCCAAAGUACCAGAAGGUGGUGAAGGCAUUGGUGCAAAUGAUGUUGAAGUCAAAUGGGUUGAGUAUCAGAAUAUGGUGAACUACCUCAUGCAGUGGAUCAGACACCAUGUUACAAUAAUGUCUGACAGAACGUUUCCCAAUAAUCCUGUGGAGUUGAAGGCACUUUAUAAUCAAUAUUUACAGUUUAAAGAAACAGAAAUUCCACCAAAGGAGAUAGAUAAAUCAAAAAUUAAACGUCUAUAUAAACUGCUGGAGGUCUGGAUAGAAUUUGGACGCAUCAAACUUCCUCAAGGCUAUCAUCCAAAUGAUAUAGAAAAAGAAUGGGGAAAGCUUAUUAUUGCGAUGCUGGAAAGAGAGAAGACCCUUCGGCCUGAAGUAGAGAGGUUGGAAAUGCUGCAGCAGAUUGCAAACAGAAUUCAGCGGGACAGCCGGAGCUGUGAGGACAAACUGAUACUUGCCCGGAAUGCUCUGCAGUCUGACAGCAAGCGAUUGGAGUCAGGGCUUCAGUUCCAACAUGAAGCAGAGAUAGCUGGGUAUCUUCUUGAAUCUGAGAACCUUCUCCGUCAGCAAGUGAUUGAUGCCCAAAUUCUUAUUGAUGGAAAAUACUAUCAGGCAGACCAGCUUGUGCAGAGGGUUGCAAAACUUCGUGAUGAGCUGAUGGCCAUACGUACCGAAUGUUCUUCCGUGUACAGCAAGGGACAUGCACUGACAACAGAGCAGACAAAGCUGAUGAUAUCAGGAAUAACCGAAAGCUUAAACUCAGGAUUUACAACAAACCUAACCCCUGAAUUAAAUGCUGCAAUGACCCAAGGUUUAACACCUUCUUUGACUUCUUCCAGCUUGACUUCUGGCCUCUCAUCAGGUCUUACUUCCAGGUUGACACCAGCCAUCACUCCUGCUUACACACCUGGCAUCCCACCACGGUUAAUCCAAAGCUAUGUGACAGGAGUAGACAGCGGGACUCUUCAAACACUCAAACUGAUGCAAAUCAGAAAACCUCUUAUGAAAUCAGCUUUUGUGGAUCAGAAUUUAACAGAAGAAGAGGUGAACAUGAAAUUUGUCCAGGACCUAUUGAACUGGGUGGAAGAAAUGCAGGUGCAACUUGAUCGGGCAGAAUGGGGUUCAGAUUUACCAAGUGUUGAAAGCCAUUUAGAAAAUCACAAAAAUGUCCACAAAGCUAUUGAAGAAUUUGAAUCCAGCCUUAAAGAAGCUAAAAUGAGUGAGAUCCAAAUGACUGCUCCUCUUAAACUCAGUUAUGCAGAAAAAUUGCACAAACUGGAGAGUCAGUAUUCAAAACUCUUGAACACAUCAAGAAAUCAGGAAAGGCAUCUAGAUACUCUUCACAAUUUUGUGUCUCGUGCUACCAGAGAGCUGAUAUGGCUAAAUGAAAAAGAAGAGGAAGAGGUUGCAUAUGACUGGAGUGAAAGAAACCCCAAUAUAACAAGAAAAAAGGAAUACCAUGCAGAAUUAAUGAGAGAACUUGAUCAGAAAGAAGAAGUAAUUAAAUCAGUACAAGAAAUAGCAGAGCAAUUGCUUCUUGAAAAUCACCCAGCUAGGCUAACCAUUGAGGCCUAUAGAGCUGCAAUGCAGACACAGUGGAGCUGGAUUCUUCAGCUCUGUCACUGUGUUGAACAACAUUUGAGAGAAAAUGCUGCAUAUUUUGAGUUUUUCAGCGAUGCCAAAGAGGCCAUGGAAUAUUUAAAGAAUUUGAAAGAUGCCAUAUACCGAAAAUACAGCUGUGAUAGAACAAGCAGCCUUCAUAGGCUGGAAGACCUUGUCCAGGAGUCUAUGGAAGAAAAGGAACAACUCUUGCAGUAUAAGAGCACAGUAGCAGGCCUUGUAGGGAGAGCAAAGGCAAUAAUUCAGCUGAAGCCAAGGAACCCUGACUGUAUACUGAAAACAUCCAUCCCAAUUAAAGCCAUCUGUGACUAUAGACAAAUUGAGAUAACUAUUUACAAGGAUGAUGAGUGUGUUUUAGCAAACAACUCCCAUCGUGCUAAAUGGAAAGUCAUUAGCCCGAGUGGUAAUGAGGCCAUGGUUCCAUCUGUAUGCUUUACAGUUCCUCCACCAAACAAAGAAGCAAUAGAUACAGCCAACAGGAUUGAACAGCAAUUUCAGAAUGUACUGGCCCUUUGGCACGAGUCACAUGUAAACAUGAAGAGUGUGGUUUCCUGGCAUUACCUUACAAAUGAAAUUGAAGCUGUUCGAGCUGGCAAUGUUGCCUCGAUAAAAACAAUGCUGCCAGGUGAACAUCAGCAGGUUCUAAGCAAUUUGCAGUCCCGCUUUGAUGAUUUUGUGGAAGAUAGCCAGGAGUCCAAAAUCUUUACAAGCUCUGAUACAGCACAGCUGGAAAGGGAAGUUAAUAUUUGCAAGCAAUACUAUCAAGAGCUUCUGAAAUCUGCAGAAAGAGAGGAGCAGGAAGAAUCUAUUUACAACCUGUACAUCUCAGAAGUCAGAAAUAUCAGACUUCGGCUGGAGAGCUGUGAGGAGCGGUUAAUCCGACAGAUCCGAACCCCAAUGGAAAGGGAUGACCUACAUGAAAGUGUGUUUAGGAUUUCAGAGCAAGAGAAACUGAAGAAGGAGUUGGAUAGACUGAAAGAUGACUUGGGAGGCAUCACAGAUAAAUGCGAAGAGUUUUUCAGUCAAGCUGCUGGUUCACCUUCAGUUCCUACUCUGCGCUCUGAACUAAAUAUUGUUAUUCAGAAUAUGAACCAAGUGUAUUCUAUGUCUUCCAUUUACAUAGAUAAAUUAAAAACUGUAAAUUUGGUGUUGAAGAACACCCAAGGAGCGGAAUCAUUAGUAAAACUUUAUGAAACUAAGCUGUGUGAAGAAGAGGCAGUAACUGCUGACAAAAAUAAUAUUGAAAAUCUUAUGGGUACAUUAAAGCAAUGGAGAUCUGAAGUAGAUGAGAAAAGAGAAGUAUUCCAUGCCUUAGAGGAUGAGCUGCAGAAGGCAAAGAUGAUCAGUGAUCAGAUGUUUAAAAUGCACAAGGAACGUGAUCUUGACUUCGACUGGCAUAAAGAAAAGGUUGAUCAGUUAGCCGAGAGGUGGCAAAAUAUUCAUUCUCAAAUUGAGAAUAGGUUGCGUGACUUAGAAAGUAUUAAUAAAUCUCUGAAGUACUACAAAGAUACUUACAAUUCAUUGGACACUUGGAUUCAACAAGUGGAAGAUACUCAGCGAAAGAUUCAAGAAAUUCAUCCUGAAAAUAGCAAAGCACUGGCUAAACAGCUGAACCAGCAUAAGAUGCUGGUUUCUGAGAUUGAGAUGAAACAAAGCAAAAUAGAUGAAUGCCAGAAAUAUGCAGAACAGUACUCAGCGGCUGUGAAGGACUACGAGUUGCAGACUAUGACAUACAGAGCUAUGGUUGACUCCCAACAAAAAUCUCCAGUGAAACGUCGAAGAAUGCAAAGCUCAUCAGACUUCAUUAUUCAAGAGUUCAUGGAUUUACGGACUCGUUAUACUGCCUUAGUGACCCUGAUGACGCAGUACAUAAAGUUUGCAGGUGAUUCUCUGAAAAGACUGGAAGAAGAAGAGAGCUUACCAGAUGACAAUGAACUCCAGCAACCUGUGAAGUCAACUGAAGUCUUUGAAUGGUUGGCGUGUAAUGAAGCAGUUGAAUUAAGAGAGGAAAAUGCACCUAAUGAAAGCAUGAUGGAUGUGGAAUAUAUGCAAAAAGAUAACUCUUCAGAUAGAGCUAAACAAACAGAAAAUACACUGGACAUUCACAGAAGAAAAUUACACAGAGAUGAUAAAAUCAAAAUCGAUAGAACAUUAAAAAAAGAUGUAAAUCUCAAUCAAGAAAGUAGCAUUAGUGGCAACAGAGAAAAUAAGCUACAUACAGAGGAAGAUAAUGUAAUGGUUUUUGGUAAUCAAAGUAAAGAAGAUAAAAAUGAUAGAAAAGAUUCCUUUGUUUCAGCUGAGAUCUCUCUGAGUGCAAAUAAUUAUCCUGGUGAAAGGUUAAGUCAGGAACUCGUUAAUGGAGAGAGACAGAAAAUAGAGGGAGUGUCAAAAAAAAUAUCUGAAGUGGAAAUAAUACAUGAAAAUAAAGAAAAAAGUUGUUCAAGAAAGGCAGGGAGCAGUGUUCCAGCAAAGGGAGGAUAUGAGAUGCAAUCAGAAACUAAUUUUGAGCUAACAAUGAAGAAAGAUGAAGUUAUUACAAAAACUGGAGAUCAUGCCCAGAGUACCAGCCCUCACAAACAGCAACAUUUUUCAACAGAAACAUUUUUUGAAUGUCAGAGUAAAGAACAUUGCUUUACAGAAAGUAGUAGCAACAAUACCACGAACUCUAAAGGCAAAGAGUUUCAAGUAUGUGAUGAAGAAGGUGACUCUUUAUCAGGUCUAAGGGAUGCAGUACCUUUAGAGAAAGUUGCAUCUACUUUCAGAGAACUGGGAGUGCACAAUGGAAGUGAAAAAAUGAAAUUAAGUCUGCAGUCUGUGAGCAACCCAGGUAUUUCUGGUAGUGUUGAAAGGGACACAAACAAACUGCACAGAACAUCUCUGGGUAAAAGUUACUUCACAAAACAAAAUGAAGCCGUAGAAAAAUCAAAUCUAAAUCAAAAUGAAGCCAGGAGUACAACACGAGAAAUUUUGGCUUUUUCUUCAGGAAAUAUUUCAGAGAAUCAGCAUGCAACAAAAGUUUCUCAAUCUAAUCAACCAGUGGAGAGCGAUCCAAGUUUCGGUAUAGAAUUGUUGAGAAAUGCAGGUGAUUUAUAUUCCCUCUCAGAAAUGAUUUCUGGAGGAGAUAAUUAUUUUCCAUUUUCAGAACACGGAUUAGCAAAAAAGAUUUUGAGUCACAAGGAGGAAGUAAGUGAGAGGAAAAUACCGCAGGGUAAAAAUUAUGGUUUGGACAACAUAAAUAUAAGCAAGAAGAAACUGAGUGGAGAGGACAAGUUAGAACAGGAUCAGAAAUGUAAAGAUUUAUUGCUAGUAGCAGAAUUGGACAGUAAGGAUAAAGGUCCUAGCAUAAAGGUACCUGGAAAAACCACUGAACUACAGAAAACAUUCUGUGAAAACCCAGGAAACAAAAACUCACUUGAAAGAAGAAGGGAGACAAAGAUAAAAGACAGUGGUAAUGAAGAUAAAAGGAGCACAACUGUAACUGAGAAGUCAAUGGAAGAAGAAAAGAAGGAACAUGUUGAGAAAGCUGGGGAUUUGCUGAAAUGGGUGUCAAACCUCAGCAAGACACUCAGCAAAGAAGGAGGAGAAAAGGCUGAAAAGACAGAUCUGCCUAAGCAGCAGAUUUCCCUUGAUGAAAUGUCAACCAAGAAAGAACAAAUAGCCGAAGCUCUUCAGACUAUUCAAGCAUUUUUAGCUAAGCACAGUGACAAAAUGACAGAUGAAGAGAGGAAUGAAAUGGAAAAACAAGUCAGAUCCCUCCAGGAGAGCUACAGCUUAUUAUCCAAUGAAGCUUUAAAGCAGCUGCAGGAAGCACAGUAUUUGGAUGAUGAAAAGAUGGAAGAAAAGGUGAAUAAUGUCAUUGCUGGUAUCAUUGACCAAACAACUGGAGAAGUCCUUUCAGUUUUUCAGUCUGUUCUAAAAGGUUUUAUUGACUAUGACACUGGAGUUAGAUUGCUCGAAAAUCAGCUGAUCCUCACUGGAAUCAUUUCUCCAGAAUUAGGAGUAUGUUAUGAUCUGGAAGAAGCUAAAGCUCAUGCCUUAACUGAUGAGCAGACUCUGUUGCAGUUGCAGGAAUUAAAUAAUGCAAAGAAACUUAUUUCAGAAUCAUCAUUAUCAAACCUUCCAGUUGUGUCAGCUUUAGAACAAGGUCUAAUUUCAGAAUCUUUAGCUAUUAAGAUUCUUGAGAAUCAGCUUUCAAGUGGGCACUUGAUUUUGCCAUCUACUGGAGAGCACCUGACUUUGCAGAGUGCUUUCCGGAGAAACCUGAUUUCUCCAACAUUAUAUGCAAAGCUUCUGGAAAAAGAUACUUGUAAAGAUCUCAUAGACCCUAACUGUGCUGAAAAGAUUUCCCUUGAACAGAUGGUUCAUAGAAGCAUAAUACAUGACGAAACAGGGUUAAGACUCCUACCCGUGAAACCACAAGAAAAAGGUAGAAUCACAUUCAAAUGUGGAAGGAAGAUAACUAUUUUGAGGGCAGCCCAUGAAGGACUCAUCGACCGGGAAACAAUGUUCAGGCUGCUGGGGGCUCAGAUGAUGUCUGGAGGUAUAAUUGACCCUGACUCAGGGAAGCGAUUGACUGUGGAAGAGACCAUGAAACGAGGAAUGAUAGAUCAGGACACUGCUUGUGGGAUCCUCACGCAUCAGGUUCAGGCUGGUGGAAUCCUUUGUCCAAAUUCAGGCCAACGCUUGACUGUUGAUGAAGCUGUACAAUGCAAUUUAAUAUCAUCAACCAGUGCACUGCUGGUAUUAGAAGCACAGAGAGGCUUUGUUGGACUUAUAUGGCCUCACACAGGUGAAAUAUUCCCAAUAUCAACUUCUUUGCACCAAGAGAUGAUAACAAAUGAGUUGGCAUUCAAAAUACUAAAUGACAGGCAGAAAAUAGCUGCACUUUACAUUCCAGAAACUUGUGAAGUACUCGGUCUGGAUCAGGCUGCACAAUCAGGGUUGAUAGACAUCAAUACUGUGUCUGUUCUGAACAGUGUGAUUUUACCAGAUAAGAUGCCCAGUGUAGAAGAAUUAGAAUCCCCUUGUAAAAAUGCUGCAAAAUGGUUAUCAACAUAUGAGCUCUUGCCAUCUGUAUUUCAUGACUGUGAGGAGGAACACGAAGAUUCUGGCACACAAGACCCUGUAUAUCGUAAUACAGAUCAAGCUAAGAAGUUAUUCAUAUCUUAUCUGAUGGUAAAUAGUUACAUGGAUGCAAACACUGGAAGAAGACUUUUAUUGUAUGACGGACAACUGCAAGAAGCAAUCAGUAUGUUGCUGGAAGGGGGUAGUUCUGUGUACAGUAUUGAUGAAAAUGAGUUUAGCAACAAAUACGUAAGUCCGAAAGGAAUUAAUCAAGAGUCAGCUGACAAUGUCCAUCUUAGUAAUGUUGCAGGCAAUGUUCAAGGUGAUUUUUCAGGUGUUAAAAGCACUUCUAAUGACAGAAAGUUAAUUCAGUUUGAUGAUUCAGGGAAUGAUACUUGUUUACAGGGAGAAGAUCUCCAUGUGUCUAGAUCAGAUGUUUGCAAUACUAGUGGUACUGAGCAAUCAGAAUAUGCACAGGAGAUGUUAUUAACUAAACCUCCAGAACUUAGAAAUGCAGAAAGUAGCACUCAAAAUUCCACAGACAGAAAUGUGCUCAAAGCUCUUCUGGAGGAUUCUGAGUGGACGCAAGUAGAGCUGUGUAAGUAUAAUGAUCAGAAAGCAAAUUCAGGAAACAUUGAAGGAUUUCUUCUAAAUGACUCAAAUCCAAAUCUUAUUUCAGAAACGGGGAAAGAGGAAAUUCUUUUGGCAGUCAGUCUGUGUAAGGAAAACAAUGAUAAAACCUUACAAAAGUCCUCGAGUGUGAAUGACUUGUCAGAUAAUAAAAUCUGGAGAGACAUGGAAAGGUGCAUGGAAUAUGAGCCUCACAUACUAGAAGCUGACAGUUAUAGAAUGGUACUGGACAAUGGAAAGAAAGAGGACUUUCAGAGAAGUUUCGGUUCAUCUAUCAGUGCAGAUACUGAAUAUAAACUUCCAGAAGAAUCAGAUAGUCGAUGUGGUCACACGCUACAGUUUGAUGAUAAUGGCUAUAGUGAGCAACCUCUACUGGGAUACACUGAUGUGCCUAACAGGCCAUCCCUAGAGGACUAUCCCUACAGACAUGGCAGGCCGGCACUGGAGGGUUGUACUGAUUUGCUGCAUAAGCUUUGUCUAGAAGAUGGUAGAGACAUACAGUGGACGCCUUUGAUGGAAAGCAAUACUGCUACACACGAUGGACCUUCUGUGGGGGACAGUAACAGCACAGCACAAAGUCUAGCAGCAGAAGAAAGCGAUCUGCCAUUUGACAGGUUAUUACUGGGUGACAGUAGUUCUGACUCAUCACUAGAAGGAAGUGAUAACAUCCCACAGUUUGAAAGUAACCACUUGCAGCAUCAAUAUGGUGAGGUAGUGUCUGAAGAGGACAGCUCGCUGUUUGAUGAUGACGAUGCCGAUGCCUAUGAAACUCCUCAGGUUGAUGAUGAUGACAGUGAUGUCUAUGGUUCUCCACAAAUUGAUGAUGAUGAGUCCUAUGACACCCCUGAAGGUGAUGAUGAUUUUGAUACCUUGCAGUUAGGGGAUGUUGAUACACCAGAGCCAGAGGAUGUUCCAUUAGGAACAGAGGAAGGGUGUGGUCUGAUAGCUCUGAGAGAAGAGAACAGCUCUUUUCAAGAACUUCCAACUAGUGCGGGAGAGAGUGUCCAUUACUUAAGGGAUGUAAAUCUGAUAGAUCUACCUGACAGCAUAAAUACAACUUCUGCAAGUGCUGAAACGUUGGAAACAGUCCCUGAGGAGGAAAGAGGAAGAACAAGGGGCUUUGGAGAGAAGCAAAAAUUACUAGCUACUUUGGAGAGUGAAGGAAGAAAGGAGGGAUGCCUCACUUCUUCACUGAAUUUGUAUGAAACAAAAGUACAGCGAGACAGAAAUGAAGAAGAUGAAAUGAAAGCAGAAAGCACCUCCAGUGAGGAUGAAUCUGAAGGAACACAGGAGGAGGAAGAUUAUGAUUAUAACUGUAUUGAUUAUGAUAGUGACGAUGACUCUGAUACUGAUUCUGACAGUGAUGAAGAAAUUGAUACUUUUUAUUCAUACCACCAAUGUAAAAACAAAGAUGAGCAGCUGUUAAUUUCUGUAGGAGACAUAGAAAAUAGUGAUGAAAAUAAUCAGGAUAUUGAUGACUUUUGCUAUUCUUUAGGCCACCAGAUGGGGUACAGUUUGCAAUUCCAGUCUGAGCAUGGAAAUAGAAAACUGUCCUUGGGAAAAUGUGAAACUUCAUCAGAUGUUUAUGAGGAAAGAUGUGUUGGUGUUAUAUGUGCAAGCAAAGAAAGACAACAGAAAACAGAAAACGAAUAUGGGAUUUGUGUUGAAAGUAAACACAUGUCACAAGAUACUACAGAGCAUAUUCAGUCUGAAAAUACUUUUGACAUUAAAUGGAAGUCCUGUAAGAGUGAAGAAAGUAAUAGAACACAGUUUCUUAAUGAUAUUAUGACAUCUGACAUUAAUGUAACACCAUUCCUAAUUACAAAGCAACCUAACGGUGAUGAUGAAAGUACUCAGAUGAAUAUGCUUCUCUCAGAAUGCUUUACUGAUAGCAUGAACAAAAACAAUAAUACUAUGCCAGUUUUACACUCAAGUCAUGGACAAAGACAAAAAGAAGUAGUAUUUGUAGAGAAAAAAAUGUUAAAUGACAUGGCUGGUAUGGAACAACUAAAGGCAAGUUCAUCCCAAAAGGUCAGUAAAUUCCUCACAGAUGUGCCUUAUCCAAGUGAUGAUAGCUCACUUCAUGACCAGGUAGAUCGAAUUACCAACAGCAAGCGUGAUCAAAUAGGAGAAGGUUUUGAAAUUGGUGUAGAAAAUAAAGAUAGAGUAAAUAUUAUAAAGAAUUGUGAUAUUACGGAGCUCAGUAAAAGUCCCAUACAUAUGGAAAGUCUUGGGGAAAUAUUUGAUGCAUCAGCAACUAAGGCUGAUAGAGAAGCUCCUCUUUCAAGUAAAGAAAAAGUAAAUAUUGGUCAGAUUUUGCCUGACAUUGGAGAGACAGUUGUCUGUCAAAGUAUUGACAGUGUUCAUGAAGACAUUUCAGAAAACAGGAGCAGCAGUAAUAAUGAACUUACCCUUACAAAAGCAGGUGCUUUAGGAAGCACUGAGGAUGCCAAAGAAUCAGGGGAUGGGAUUGUUCUGCUACCUUCUGGGAAUCAUACACAUACCACUGAUGCUUCUUCUGAAACUCUGAGCAGCAUAGGGGCUGACUUGAAUAAUGUUGACCAGAAAGAAUACGAAGGGCUGAAAAACACAAAGGGCGAAGAAUUCCUGGCCAGUGAGACUUCUUCAUUUGAAAAUGGUUUUAAAAAACAGAUGUCCAUGGAAUCAUUGCAAACGGAAAUACGACCUUGCAAAGAUUUUCAAGUAAAGAAGGGCUUUUCACAGUCACCAGAAAUGUCUGACACACUAAUGGAAGACUUAAAGAAUGUAUUACAAAGGAAAUUGAAGGUGGGACAUAUUUACUGCAAGGAAGAGGGUGAACCUCUAAGUUACUCUGAUACCAAAACUCUGAUGCAAAAUUUACUUGCAAUGGUUAGAAGCACCCAGCCUGGAAGCAGCAUGUCUUGUGAGUCAAAUCUUAGUCAAACAAGCAGUACUGUUAGAACAGCAUUAAUGGUUACUGCACCAUACACAGAGCCAAAGGACAGCGAUGCUCUUUCCUUGCUCUGGCCUGAUUGCAGAAGUCCUGAUCUUCUUCGUGAUAUCCUGAAGCAGGAAUCCUGUAAGCAAAAGAUGGAUGAUCCAAAUGAAAUGAAGAGUGAAAUAGACCAAGAGGUGAAAGGUCCUGUUCCAAAACUUAGGACUUCUGAAAUUACGGAGAUUUUUCAAAUGUCAUCUGGAGAUGAAUGUACAAGCAAGUUAGAGGAGUUGAUAAGUGGUUUGCUUACGAGCUCACAGGUUGCUGGCAUCACCACAGGACAUGAAGGUAAAGGCAAAGUAGAUGGGCUUUGUACUCUUUUCUCCACAGAACAACCAGAGUUUGGAUCUGAGACUCCUAAAGAGAAAACAUUGGCAGAUGACAUAGCUGUUGCUUGGAAGAGUGACUGGGAGCAUGAGAAGACAGACAGCCUUUCCAAAGGCGUUACUGAACCUGCUUACAAAAGCAAAGAAGCAGUCCUGGAUGACAACCUCACUAGCAUGGUUGAUGGAGUGCAGAAAUGUUUCAAGCUAACAGAGAAAAUGAGAGAACAUUUGACAGUGCUUCAAGAAAUGAAAAGCCACCUAGAUAAUCAGAAACCUAUUAGUAGCAACCUGGAAAUACUAAAAGAACAAUUAGAACAACUAGAGUCAUUUGAAUCAGGAUUGGCUACCUUUGCAAUUAUCCUAAAAAAGGACACAAAGUUGACAGAAGAAUUUCUGAAGUUUAAUCACAAGGAUGUUCCACAAGAGAAACUUAAAGAGCUAAAGACAAGCUAUGACUAUUUGCAGGAAGCAUUUUUGGUGGUCUGUGAUACAUCUUCAAAACGAGCAAAACAAAUAGUCUGUGCUAUUGACGAUGAAAUGUCUAAGCUUGCAGUAUCACACCAGCAACUUUUAAGCAAACUCCAGAGAUUUUCAGACUGGAUCACAGAACACAGUAAAAUUGUGAAUGACUUCACAGUGAAUACUAAUGACAUAGAAGAUAUGAAGCAAAGUUUACAACUACUCAAAAACACUGCUGCAGAGCUUGGCUGUACAAAAAUGCAACUGGAGUCCACUGCGUUUGAUGUUCAGUUCUUCAUUUCUGAACAUGCCCAAGAUCUUUCUCCUAAUCAGAGCAAACAGCUUCUGAGACUUCUAAAUACCACCCAGAAAUAUUUUCAGGAAGUACAGGAAGCAAUAACAUCACAAGUGGAAAGUUUAGAGACUCAGUUAAAGGCAGCGCAAGCGCUGGGUGAUCAGAAGGAUGUGGCUGAACGGCAGCAGGAAUGCAAAGAGAAACUGCAGGAAAUAUGUGAUUUGCUUAGACAGACUGAAAAUCGACUCAUUGGACAGCAAGAGUCUCUUGUUAUUGGAGACAGCAAGGCUGAGCUAGAGCAAUACCAGACCAAACAAGAGGAGAUACAAAAAGACAUGAGAACAAGUGCCCAGACAUUGGCAGAGAUUGUGAAAAAUACUGAAACCUUCUUGAAAGAAAAUGGAGAGAAGUUGUCACAAGAAGACAAGGCUAUUCUUGAACAGAAACUGAAUGAAGCUAAGACAAAGUGUUUGCUCCUUAGCCAGAAGGCAGAAGAGUCCAAAAAAGAACUGGAUAAAGCUAUGACAACAGCAAUUAAGCAGGAAACAGAAAAGGUUGCAGCCAUAGAACAGCUGGAAGAAAGUAAAAAUACAAUAGAAAAUCUCUUGGAUUGGUUAUCAAAUGUGGACAAAGAAGCAGAGCACGGUAGGAAAUUUAAGCAGGCGAUAGAGCAGAAUGGAACGCACUUUGAAGAGGGAGAUAUGAAGGCUUUGGAAGGAGAGGAAGAUGAUGUCAAUGGUAAUCUGUUGGAAAUAGAGCAAGACAUUGAAAGUGAAGUGGAUGGACUAGUAAAAAGCACAGAAGAUAAUCUGAACCAGCAGUAUCAGAAAGUCAAGGCUCAACAUGAGAAAAUUAUUUCACAACAGCAGGCUGUCAUAAUAGCAACUCAGUCUGCUCAGGCACUACUUGAGAAGCAAGGCCACUACCUUUCCCCUGAAGAAAAGGAGAAGAUGCAAAGGAACAUGAAAGAGCUGAAGGCUCAGUAUGAGACUGCUUUAGCUGAAUCUGAACGGAAAAUGAAGAUGACUCAUUCUCUGAGGGAAGAACUUGAGAAGUUUGACACAGACUAUAGUGAAUUUGAAACUUGGCUGCAGCAGGCAGAACAAGAACUUGACAAUUUGGAGGCUGGUGCUUCUGACUUCAGUGGUAUUAUGGUCAAAUUGAAAAGGCAAAAGAGUUUUUCAGAAGAUGUUAUAUCUCACAAAGGUGAUUUACGGUAUAUUACAAUUUCUGGACAAAGAGUUUUGGACGCAGCAAGGUCAUGUAGCAAAAGAGAUGGUGUCAAGGUUGACAAAGAUGGUAUUGAUACUUCGGCUACUUAUGCUGAAGUGCAAAAUAAACUGGAUAGUGCUUCAGAUCGUUUUAAAUCUCUCUAUACUAAGUGUAGCAUCCUUGGAAAUAACCUUAAAGACCUGGCAGAUAAAUACCAGCAUUAUGAAGACGCCUCAUCUGGACUUUUGUCAGGUCUUCAGGCCUCUGAAAUAGCUGUUAACAAACAACUGUCUGAGCCUAUUGCAGUGGAUCCCAAAAAUCUCCAAAGACAACUGGAAGAAACGAAGGUUCUUCAAGGACAAGUGUCUAACCACCAAAUUGCUGUAGAAAAACUAAAAAAAGCCGCCGAAGUGCUUUUGGAUACAAGAGGGGAGUUGACACCAGACAAAGAUGAGAUUCAGAAAACACUGGAUGAUAUUGUGGAGAGAUAUGACAAUCUAUCAAAGUCUGUGAAUGAAAGGAAUGAGAAGCUCCAAAUAACUCUGACACGAUCCCUAAGUGUGCAGGAUGGUUUGGAUGAAAUGCUGGAUUGGAUGGAAGGUGUUGAAAAGAGCCUUGAAGAAAAAGAUCAAGUGCCUUUGAAUUCUGCUGCUAUUCAGGAUAUCAUUAGCAAAAGCAUUAUGCUAGAACAAGACAUUGCAGGUCGCCAAAGCAGUAUGAACACUAUGAACGAGAAAGUGAAGAAGUUCAUGGAAACAGCAGAUCCAUCCACUGCAUCCUCACUGCAAGCUAAAAUGAGUGAACUUGCAGGACGGUUUUCUGCAGCAAGUAAGAAGCAUAAAGAAAAGCUUAUGAAAAUGGAAGAGUUGAAGACUAAAGUGGAGUUAUUUGAAGGUCUGACAGAAAAACUCCAGUCAUUCCUAGAUGAGAAAAACCAGGCUCUCAGUGAGACUGAGGCUCCAAGAAAGGAUGUUAGUGAGGUAUCUCAGUAUGUGCAGGAGGCUAGUGUAGAACUGGCACAACAUAAGAAAGAUCUGGAAGUUUUGCAGCAGCUUCUUGAUGAACUUUCAUUCCACGCUCUUCCUGGGGAUAAAGCAUUGGUAGUAGAAAAAGUAAAUGCUUUGUCAAAAAAAUUCAGAGAGGUAGAGGAGACAGUAAAAGAAAAAGAAGAGGACGUAUCAUCUUGUCAGAAAGAAAUGGAUACUUUUGAGCUACUUGUGGAGUCCUUAAAGAAAUGGAUAAAAGAGACGACAGAACGUAUUCCAGCAGCACAACCCUCUCUGAAUACGGAGGAGUUAAAGAAGCCUUUGGAAGAUACGUUGAAUUUAAAAGAUGAAUGGACAUUAAAAGCAAGUGAAGUGCAGAAAAUGAAUAGCAGAGGGACGUUGUUGUGUAAUCUGAUUACUGCUGUGACUUCUCCUGCAAAACUGAGAGCAGUUGCAAAAUCAGGUGGCACAGUGUUAAAUGGUGAAGGAGGAGCUCCAGGAACUCAGGAUUUUCUGAAAAAUAAAGAACUGACAACUGUUCAACAAGCCAUGUCUGAUGUAAAUCAUGGUUAUGAAGAUUUGGGAGUUUUAUUGAAGGAGAAGAUUUCAGAACUAGAAUGUAUGCUUUCAAAAAUGCAAAAUAUUCAGGAAGAAUCAGCCUCAAUGAUGCAGUGGUUACAAAAAAUGGACAAAACUGCAUCAGAUUGGGAAGCUGCUCCAACUGAUAGUGAAGCUGUUAAAGCUCAGGUUGAGCAACAUAAGCUAUUUGAAACUGAGCUAAAGCAAAGUGCGAAUAAAGUGCAGGAACUAAAGGACAAAGUGACAGAGCUGUUGGAGAAGAACCCCGACUCUCCUGAGGCACCCAAAUGGAGACAAACAUUGGAUAAAAUAGAUUCCAAGUGGAAAGAGCUCAAUCAAGUUACAUCUGAGAGACAACAAAAACUGGAAGAGUCUUCAAAUUACCUGACCCAGUUCCAGACAGCAGAAGCUCAGCUAAAGCACUGGCUUGUAGAAAAGGAGCUAAUGGUCAGUGUGUUGGGACCCCUAUCAAUCGAUCCAAAUAUGCUGAAUACUCAAAAGCAACAGGUUCAGAUUCUGCUCAAAGAAUUUGACACAAGAAAGCCACAAUAUGAGCAGUUAACUAUGGCUGGUGAAGGGAUCCUGAAGAGACCUGGUGAACAUCCUCCCUCUCAUGAGACUGUGAAAGAGCAGCUGGAAGCUGUGGCACAAAAAUGGGACAACCUAACUGGCCAGCUGAGUAACAGAUGUGAACGAAUUGACCAAGCCAUUGUGAAAAGCACAGAGUACCAAAGCGUACUCAGAAGUCUGUCUGACAAGCUGAGUGACUUGGAUAGCAAACUGAGCAGCAGCCUGGCUGUGAGCACACAACCUGAUGCUGUGAAACAACAACUGGAAAUUGCUAAAGAAAUGAAGGAGGAAAUAGAAAGGGAAAUGAAGAAUAUAAAUGCAGCUCGAGCUCUUUGUGAAGAGCUGUCAGCACUGGUUGGAGAAGAGUAUUUGAAAGCAGAACUUACAAGACAGUUAGAUGGCAUCCUAAAAUCGUUUAAGGAUAUUGAGCAAAAAUCAGAUAACCAUGUUCAGCAGCUCCAGUCAGCGUAUGCCACUUCUCAUCAGUUCCAGCAAAUGUCUAAGGACUUCCAGGCCUGGCUAGACAAAAAGAAAGAAGAGUUGAACCAGGCUCGUCCUAUAUCAGCCAAACUUGAUACCUUGCAGUCCCUAAUCGAAGAACAGAAAGAUUUUAAGAAGACUCUGACCAACGAAAUUGGUUCAUAUGAAAAAAUUGUUGCAGAAGGAGAAAGCAUCUUACAGAAGACCCAAGGAGCUGACAAAGCAGCGUUACAGUCCCAAAUUGCCACACUCAGAAGUAAGUGGGAUGAAAUGGAUAAGCAGGUAAAAGAAAGGCAAGAUAAAUUAACAGACUGUCUCGAGAAAGCGCUCAAAUACAAGCAGCAUGUAGAAAAUUUGCAGCCAUGGAUAGAGAAAUGCCAAAGCAACCUGUCUGAAUUAAAAGUUGGCAUAAACCCUGCAGAAAUAGAGAAUUCUGUUGUUCAGGUGAGGGCCUGGCAGAAGGACCUGGAUAAACACCAUGGGAUGGUGGAGCUAUUAAAUAACACUGCUGAAAGUUUGCUCAGUGCAAGUGAAACAGAUAAAGAAAUUGUUAGAGAAGAAACUAAGGCACUGAAUCAGAAGGUGAAUAUGGUCACAGAACAAUUACAUAAGAAGAGAGAGUGCUUGGAAAAUAUGGCACAAAGGCUGAAAGAGUUUCAGGAAUCAUCCAAGGAAACAGAAAAACAGCUUAAAAGUGCCAAAGAGCAUCUGGAAGCUCAUGAUUCACUUGGACCUCAGUCAUUCAGUAACAAACACCUGACAGUGAUGCAGGCCCAGCAGAAAGCUUUACAGUCCUUAAAGCCUCAUGUUGAUUUAGUAAAAAAGCUUGCCCAAGACCUAGUGGUAGAAGCUUCUGAUUCAGCUGGUGUUUCUGACCUUUUGCUCCAAGCUGAAUCUUUGGAGCAGGAAUACAAUGCAGUGAACCAGCAGGUUGAAGAUAGGUGCUCGUUCUUGGAGACAAAACUUCAGGGAAUUGGCCAUUUCCAAAACAGCAUCAGAGAGAUGUUCUCUCAGUUUGCAGAGUUUGAUGAUGAACUUGAUAGCAUGUCUCCAGUGGGGAGAGAUCUUGAUGUACUGCAAUCCCAGAGAGAUGAUAUAAAAUGUUUCCUGAAAAAACUGGAAGAUCUUAUAAUGAAUAAUGAAAAUGCUAAUAAAAACUGUAAAAUGAUGCUAGCCACAGAAGCUGAAGCUUCUCCUGAUCUUGUUGGUAUAAAACGAGACUUGGAAGCAUUAAAUAAACAGUGCAACAAGCUCCUAGACAGAGCAAAAGCCAGGGAAGAUCAAGUGGAAGGUACAAUUAGCCGUGUUGAGGAGUUUUACAGUAAGUUAAAAGAAUUUUCCAGUUUGCUUGGGAGAGCUGAGGAACAUGAAGAAUCACAAGGUCCUGUUGGAAUGGAAACAGAAACCAUUAAUCAGCAGCUGGAUACGUUCAAGGUAUUCCAGAAAGAAGAAAUUGAACCCCUGCAAGUUAAGCAACAGGAGGUAAAUUGGUUGGGCCAAGGCCUUAUUCAAAGCGCUGCCAAAAGUACCAACACAGAGAACCUUGAACAUGACCUUGAAGAUGUUAACACCCGGUGGAAGACUCUUAAUAAGAAGGUUGCCCAGCGUGCUGCACAAUUGCAGGAAGCUCUCCUUCACUGUGGGAGAUUUCAGGAUGCCCUUGAAUCUCUGCUUAGCUGGCUCAUUGAUACAGAAGAACUUGUGGCUAACCAGAAGCCACCAUCUGCCGAAUUCAAAGUUGUGAAGGCCCAGAUACAAGAACAGAAACUUCUCCAGAGGUUGCUGGAUGACCGCAAGCCUACUGUUGAGGUAAUCAAGCGUGAAGGGGAGAAAAUUGCAGAGUCAGCAGAACCUGCUGAUAAAGUGAAAAUCUUGAAACAGCUGAGCUUCCUGGACAGUCGAUGGGAUGCAUUGCUUAGUAAAGCUGAAACAAGGAACCGUCAGCUGGAAGGCAUCUCAGUGGUAGCACAGCAGUUUCAUGAAGCUCUGGAGCCACUGGUGGAGUGGCUGACCGCCACAGAGAAGAGGCUUGCAAAUGCUGAACCCAUUGGAACGCAGGCCUCCAAACUGCAACAGCAGAUUGCUCAGCAUAAAGCUCUAGAAGAUGAUGUUCUAGCUCACAAUAAGAGUUUACAUCAGGCCAUUAGUAUUGGUCAGUCUCUAAAGACUAUGAGCUCCAGGGAAGAUAAAGAUAUGGUGCAGGAAAAGCUAGAUUCUUCCCAGGCCCGAUACAUUGAGAUUCAAGAGAAGAGCAACAGCAGGUCUGAACUUCUCCAGCAAGCCUACUGCAAUGCUCAAAUUUUUGGGGAGGAUGAAGUUGAAUUGAUGAACUGGCUGAAUGAAGUCCAUGAUAAACUGAGCAAAUUGUCAGUCCAAGAUUGCAACGCAGAAUUGAUUGAGAAACAACACUCUGAACUACUGGAUCUUCAGGAGGAGAUUCUUCUUAGAAAACAAAAUGUUGAUUUGGCUAUACAAAAUGGCUUAGAGCUUCUCAAGCAAACAACAGGUGAUGAAGUUGUAAUAAUUCAAGAUAAACUGGAAGGCAUUAAAGCGAGGUACAAAGACAUUACAAAAUUGAGCUCUGACGUGUCCAAGACCUUAGAGCAGGCUCUGCAGCUUGCAGGUCAACUACACUCAACCCAUGAGGAGCUCUGCAAAUGGCUCGAUAAAGUGGAAGUGGAGUUACUGUCAUAUGAAACUCAAAUACCAAAGGGUGAAGAAUUAAGCCAAGCACAAGAAAGACAAAAAGAGCUGAAAAAAGAAGCAAAGAACAACAAAGCUUUAGUGGACACCCUGAAUGAAGUCGGCAGUGCCUUCCUGGAGCUGGUGCCAUGGAGGGCCAGAGAGGGGCUCGACAAGAUGAUAACAGAGGACAACGAGCGAUACAGAUUAGUGAGUGACACAAUCUUGCAGAAGGUGGAGGAGAUUGACGCUGCCAUCCUGAGAUCCCAGCAGUUUGAUCAAGCAGCUGAUGCUGAACUCGCCUGGCUUGGAGAAACAGAAAAGAAACUGAUGUCUCUGGGUGAUAUUAGGCUUGAGCAAGACCAGACCACAGCUCAGCUACAAGUUCAAAAGGCUUUUACCAUGGAGAUUUUGCGACACAAGGAUACUAUAGAUGAACUUGUUAAAUCUGGGGAUAAGAUAAUGAACACAUGCACUGAAGAAGAGAAACAGAACAUAAAGAAAAAACUGGAAAGCCUGUUACAGAAAUAUGAUACAGUCUGUCAAAUGAACUCUGAGAGAAACCUUCAGCUGGAACGGGCUCAGUCUCUGGUUAAUCAGUUCUGGGAGACUUAUGAAGAGCUUUGGCCAUGGUUAACUGAAACAGAAAUGAUCAUCUCUCAGCUUCCUGCACCAGCCCUUGAAUAUGAAACUUUAAAGCAACAGCAAGAAGAGCAUCGGCAACUGCGUGAGCUGAUUGCUGAACACAAGCCUCAUAUAGAUAAGAUGAACAAAACCGGGCCUCAAUUGCUGGAGCUGAGCCCAGGAGAAGGUUUUUCUAUCCAAGAGAAAUAUGUGGCAGCUGACACCCUUUACAGUAAAAUUAAGGAAGAUGUCAAAAAGCGAGCUUUGGCGCUGGAUGAAGCCAUUUCUCAGUGUACCCAGUUUCAUGACAAGAUAGAUCCAACUCUUGAGAGUCUGAAACGCAUAGUUGAACGUCUGAGGCAGCCGCCUUCAAUCUCAGCAGAGGUUGAGAAGAUUAAAGAGCAAAUUAGUGAAAAUAAGAAUGUGUCAAUGGAUCUGGAAAAACUUCAGCCGGUCUAUGAGACGCUUAAACAGCGAGGGGAGGAAAUGAUUGCUCGCUCAGAAGGAGCAGACAAGGAUAUAUCUGCUAAAGCUGUUCAAGAUAAACUAGACCAAAUGGUCCUCAUUUGGCAAGACAUCCAGACCUUGACUGAGGAAAGGGAGGCCAAAUUGUUGGACGUAAUGGAACUAGCUGAAAAGUUUUGGUGUGAUCAUAUGGCUCUUGUAGCUACUAUUAAAGAUACUCAGGACUUCAUUCGAGAACUGGAGGGACCUGGAGUUGACCCAUCUGUAGUCAAGCAACAGCAAGAAGCUGCUGAGGCUGUUAAAGAAGAAAUUGAUGGAUUGCAAGAAGAACUAGAAACAGUUGUGAGUCUUGGUUCUGAACUUAGAGCUGCUUGUGGGGAGCCUGACAAACCUAUUGUCAACAAGAGUAUAGAUGAGCUGAAUUCUGCCUGGGAUGCCUUAAACAAAACAUGGAAAGAGCGGGUGGACAAACUUGCUGAAGCCAUGCAGGCAGCUGUUCAAUACCAAGAUGGACUGCAGGCAAUAUUUGACUGGGUAGACAUUGCUGGCAUCAAGUUAGCGUCUAUGUCCCCAGUUGGAACAGAUCUGGAGACAGUGAAGCAGCAAACUGAGGAACUUAAGCAAUUUAAAACAGAAGCUUAUCAGCAGCAGAUAGAAAUGGAAAGACUGAACCAUCAAGCAGAACUAUUGCUGAAGAAAGUAACACAGGAAAGUGACAAGCACACUGUUCAAGACCCUCUCUCAGAGCUCAAACUGAUGUGGGAUAGCCUAGAAGAAAAAAUUAUAAAUAGACAGCACAAGCUGGAAGGUGCCUUGUUAGCCUUGGGGCAGUUCCAACAUGCCCUGGAUGAGUUACUGACGUGGCUGACGCAUACAGAAGACUUGCUGAAUGAACAGAAACCUGUGGGUGGAGACCCCAAGGCUAUUGAAAUUGAACUUGCCAAACAUCAUGUGCUACAAAACGAUGUUUUAGCUCACCAGUCUACAGUGGAAGCAGUUAAGAAAGCUGGAAGUGACCUGAUUGAAUCAAGUGCUGUUGAAGAAGCAAGUAAUUUACGGAGCAAGUUGGAACUUCUGAAUCAGCGCUGGCAAAAUGUGUUGGAAAAAACAGAACAAAGGAAACAGCAGCUGGACAGUGCCUUGAUCCAGGCCCAAGGUUUCCAUGGUGAAGUUGAAGAUAUGCAGCAAUGGCUGACAGACACUGAACGUCAGCUGUUGGCAUCAAAACCUGUUGGAGGCUUACCAGAAACAGCAAGAGAACAGCUUAAUACCCAUAUGGAACUUUGUGCUGCCUUUGAAGCCAAAGAAGAGACAUAUAAGUGUCUAAUGCAGAAAGGCCAGCAGAUGCUUGCAAGAUGCCCAGAGUCUGCCGAAACAAAUGUUGAGCAAGACAUAAAUAACUUAAAAGAAAAAUGGGAAUCAGUACAAACAAAGCUCAGUGAAAGAAAAACCAAACUGGAAGAAGCUCUUAAUUUAGCAAUGGAGUUCCACAACUCACUUCAAGAUUUCAUCAACUGGCUUACUCAGGCAGAGCAAACUCUAACUGCAGCUUCUCGGCCAAGUCUUAUCUUGGACACUGUCUUGUUUCAAAUUGAUGAACACAAGGUUUUUGCCACAGAGGUGAAUUCUCAUCGAGAUCAGAUCAUAGAACUGGACAAAACUGGAACCCAUUUGAAAUACUUCAGCCAGAAACAGGAUGUUGUCCUUAUUAAGAAUCUGCUGAUUAGUGUACAGAGUAGAUGGGAAAAAGUAGUCCAACGCUUAGUUGAAAGGGGAAGAGCUUUGGAUGAUGCAAGGAAACGAGCCAAACAGUUCCAUGAAGCUUGGCACAAACUUAUGGAGUGGCUGGAAGAAUCUGAGAAAUCUUUGGACUCUGAUCUUGAAAUUGCAAACGACCCUGACAAAAUAAAGAUGCAGCUUGCGCAGCAUAAGGAAUUCCAGAAAUCUCUUGGUGCCAAACACUCGGUAUAUGAUACCACAAACAGGACUGGACGCUCCUUGAAAGAGAAAACUACUUUGGCUGAUGACAAUCUGAAACUUGAUGAUAUGCUGAGUGAGCUAAGGGAUAAAUGGGACACAAUUUGUGGAAAAUCAGUAGAAAGACAAAAUAAACUAGAGGAAGCCCUGUUAUUCUCGGGACAAUUUACUGAUGCUCUGCAAGCUCUCAUUGAUUGGUUAUACAAAAUUGAACCCCAGCUAGCGGAAGAUCAGCCAGUACAUGGAGACAUUGAUUUAGUGAUGAACCUGAUUGACAAUCACAAGGUUUUCCAGAAGGAGCUGGGAAAAAGAACAAGCAGUGUCCAGGCUCUGAAGCGCUCUGCCAGAGAGCUAAUAGAAGGCAGUCGUGAUGACUCCUCCUGGGUCAAAGUCCAAAUGCAGGAGCUAAGCACUCGCUGGGAGACAGUUUGCGCCCUGUCAGUAUCCAAACAAACGCGACUGGAACAGGCUCUCCGACAGGCAGAGGAAUUCCACUCUGUUGUUCAUGUCCUCUUGGAGUGGCUGGCAGAGGCUGAGCAGGCUCUUCGCUUCCACGGGGUCCUUCCAGAUGAUGAAGAGGCCUUGCGUACCCUGAUAGACCAGCACAGGGAGUUUAUGAAGAAACUGGAAGAGAAAAAGGCAGAACUGAAUAAAGCAACAGGUAUGGGAGAAGCUAUCCUGGCUAUCUGCCACCCAGACUCCAUCACCACCAUUAAGCACUGGAUAACAAUCAUCAGAGCCAGGUUUGAAGAGGUAUUAGCAUGGGCUAAACAACAUCAACAAAGACUGGCAGGAGCUCUGGCUGGACUUAUUGCUAACCAGGAACUGCUGGAAGCUUUGCUGUCCUGGUUGCAGUGGGCAGAGACUACACUCACUGAAAAAGAUAAAGAGGUUAUUCCCCAGGAGAUCGAGGAAGUUAAAGCACUUAUAGCCGAACAUCAGACAUUCAUGGAGGAAAUGACCAGAAAACAACCUGAUGUGGAUAAAGUUACAAAGACCUAUAAAAGAAAGGCACUUGAACCCACUCCUGUACAAUCUCAUAUUCCUGUCCUUGAUAAGGGGAGAGCAGGAAGAAAGCGUUCCCCCACACCAGGCAUAUAUCCAUCAGCAGCCCAGGCACAAAUUGAAACCAAAAAUCCACGGGUAAACCUUUUAGUCAGCAAAUGGCAGCAAGUCUGGCUUCUGGCCUUGGAAAGAAGAAGAAAACUUAAUGAUGCUUUGGACAGACUCGAAGAGCUAAGAGAAUUUGCCAACUUUGAUUUUGAUAUUUGGAGGAAAAAGUACAUGCGAUGGAUGAACCAUAAGAAGUCUCGUGUGAUGGACUUCUUUAGAAGGAUUGAUAAAGAUCAGGAUGGAAAAAUAACGAGACAGGAAUUUAUUGAUGGAAUUCUUUCUUCAAAAGCUGAGGGGAAAAACCUGAUACAACCAAGAGAAUUCCCAACAAGCCGACUUGAAAUGAGUGCUGUUGCAGAUAUUUUUGAUAGAGAUGGUGAUGGAUAUAUUGACUAUUAUGAAUUUGUAGCAGCUCUUCAUCCAAACAAGGAUGCUUACAAGCCUCUCACAGAUGCUGACAAAAUUGAAGAUGAGGUUACAAGGCAGGUAGCUAAAUGUAAAUGUGCAAAACGGUUUCAAGUGGAACAGAUUGGGGAUAACAAAUACAGGUUCUUCCUGGGAAAUCAGUUUGGAGACUCUCAACAACUACGCCUUGUUCGUAUCCUGAGGAGUACGGUCAUGGUGCGUGUUGGAGGUGGCUGGAUGGCACUUGAUGAGUUCUUAGUGAAAAAUGAUCCUUGCAGGGUUCAUCAUCACGGGAGUAAAAUGUUACGUUCGGAAUCAAACUCUUCAAUUACCACUCAGCCUACUAUAGCUAAAGGGAGGACAAACGUGGAGCUGCGCGAGAAGUUCAUUUUGGCAGACGGUGCCAGUCAGAGCAUGGCAGCUUUCCGACCACGAGGCCGUCGAUCACGACCCUCUUCAAGGGGAGCUUCUCCCAACAGAUCUACUUCUCUGUCGAGUCAGGCUGGCCAGGCAGCUGUCCCACAAGCAGUAGCUACAAGUACACCGAAGACACCCCAUCAUUUAACACGCAACUAUGGUAAGCCAUGGUUGACAAACAGCAAAACGUCAACUCCUUCUAAGCCAGCAGAAUCCUCAGACUAUCAAGGGUCAUCUGCAGAGGGAACACCCAUUCAAGGAAGCAAACUCAGACUGCCAGGAUAUCUAUCAGGGAAGAGUUUCCACUCUGGAGAAGACAGUGGCAUCCUGUCCACUGCAGCUACCAGAGUUAGAGCUCAGUUUGCAGAAACCAGAAGAACUCCAAGCAGACCUGGGAGCCGAGCAGGAAGCAAGGCUGGCAGCAGGUCAAGUAGCCGCCGAGGCAGUGAUGCAUCUGACUUUGAUAUUUCAGAAAUCCAGUCUGUAUGCUCAGAUAUGUCAGAGACUGUUCCACCUACAAGCAGACCGACACCCCGAGCAGGUUCUCGGCCAGGAUCAGCCAAGCCUUCCAAAAUUCCAACUCCCCAGAGAAGGCCACUAGCCAGCAAAUUGGACAAGUCCUUAAAGAGAUAAUAAGAUUGGCUACGUAAAGUUUUUUUUUUUCUUUUGCAUUAAGUAUUUAAGUUCGUAAGAUGUAAAAUAUUAUGUAGAAAUUAUUGUGAAAUAUUGCAAGAGGUGGAUUUUUAAUUCUGCAGAUGGCCUUAUUUGUGUAUUUGUCUUCUUAUUUUAUGUGUAUAAUUUUUGUCAGAUUUGUUUUUGUUUAUCCCAUAUCCCGUGAGAAGGGGGAAGAGUUCUAAUGUAAACUAACAGUUGUACACAGUAAUGUGUAGAAAGUACACUAAAAAUAAUUACCGAAUGUACAGUGUACUGAAUGUACAGUGUAAGUCUGCAACCUGAAAAAAAUAGGCCUAUCACUAUGUCAUUAGCUAACAGUAAAGGAUACCUCAAGAUUUUUCUUUAAAAAAGAAAAAAAAAAGAAUAACUAAAAAGCCAAAAGACACAAUUACACAUUUUGAGCUAACGAAACAAACACUAAAGGAUGUAUGUCCAAACUACUAAGGAAUACAAAACCACAGUCACAGUACCCUUAUUUAUACAGCAUCUCUCAGAGAACUCACAGAGUUAAUUAAGCACUCGCCAGUGAUAUGAUACUCCAAUACCUUGCAGCAUUUCUGUGCCAUUGCUUUCAACGAGGCCAGACACAUUCUGGAUAUUCGAACUGUUAUUCUGUGAGAAUAUCAAUAUAAAGUGCAUUCAUGUAAAUGUGAGGUUUUCUUUUGCUUGAGUGGAUGGUAGCACUGUAUCAUUGAACUCAUUUUGUAUCAAAGCAAUUUUGCUUGCAGAAAGCUCUGAAAUAAACAUGUCCCUUAACUUUAUUUCUAUUGUAUUUCUUAUUUCACAGGAAGAUCAUUUUCUGCGUUAUGAUUUAGGGCAUAUAUUAUUUCAAAUGACCAAUAAUUACCAUAGGAACAUAGACUUUAAUGUAAUUUCCAAUUAUCUGCAGUCCGAUUUUGGUUAGCUACUGUAUUUGUUUAAUAAAACACUAAAUUGCACAUAUCA